Cordyceps fumosorosea ARSEF 2679 is the source of this 1281-nucleotide messenger RNA. RefSeq names its product O-methyltransferase. Gene Ontology annotation, molecular function: O-methyltransferase activity. The transcript is spliced from 5 exons. Bases 1 to 1281 code for a protein of 426 amino acids. The record is from RefSeq and is a predicted model, not a curated record. Lineage: Eukaryota; Fungi; Ascomycota; Sordariomycetes; Hypocreales; Cordycipitaceae.
AUGCUUACCACAGACUUUACGGGAAUCGAUGCCAUAGAACGAUUGGUGGGCAAGAUAACCGAAGACGCCAAGGGGUUUACUGCCAAGCUGCGAGGGUUCCACGGCCAAGGCAACGGGAACGGCGCCGCGUCGCAGUCGUCGGAGCUGGUCAAGCAGGGCCUCGCCAUCGCCAAGACGUGCGGGCAGCUGCAGGCCCUGGUGACGGAGCCGGGACACUGGGUCAAGGACGUGGCCCGGUCGUACUUUCCGAGUGUGGCCCUGUCGAUUGUCAUCGAGCUGGACAUUGCAAACCGCAUCGAGGUUGGGCAGAGAGGCACUUCUCUGGGGCAGUUGGCGAAUGCUUCGGGUGCAUCGCGUGCUCUCAUUCAGCGAGUGAUGAGGCAAUGCACCCAUCAAUCCAUCUUUCAAGAGGUUUCGCCGGGGAUGUAUUUCCACAAUAGGCACUCGCUUCUCCUGCGAGACAAGAACCUUUCUAGCUGGUACCACUACCUUUCUGAGGACGUACUUCGCUGCGCGACGUAUUUGCCGGAGACGCUGCGCGAGAACAAUUACAGAAUUGGAGCAGACGACAGCAAGGCUGCUUUCUGCAAGGCUUUUCAAACCGAGCUUCCGCACUACGAAUAUUUUUACAAGGUCGAUCCCAAGCGGGGCGAGAGAUUCACGCGGGCCAUGACCUCGACUCACAGCGGACCCCUGGGCGCGCUGAUCGAGACUGCGUAUCCCUUCUGGGAGCUGCCGGCCGGCUCUACCGUGGUGGACGUCGGCGGGGGCAGCGGGAGACUGGCAAUUCGGCUGGCUAAGCUCCAACCGCACCUCUACUUCGUGAUCCAGGACCACGCCAGCGUCGUGGAGGCCGGGAGGGAGGCGGCUGUUGAGGAUCUGCGCGCUCCGGAGCUGGAGGGGAGGAUCACCUGGGAAGCGCACGACUUCUUCACUGCGCAGCCGCGGAAAGCCGCUCCGGUCUAUAUGCUAAGCCGCAUCCUGGUGGACCAUGGUGACGAGAGCUGCGUGGCCAUUGUCAGGCACGUCGUGGCGGCGAUGGAGGCUGGCACAUCCCGCCUGCUGAUCAACGACUUUGUCGACCCGGGCAAGUUUGGCGAGGAUCGCCAUCGCGGCUUCGAUCAGCAGGACAUGCUGAUGAUGUGCGCGUUCAACGUGCUGUCUCGCAGCCAGACGCAGUGGGCGGCGCUGAUGAGGCGUGUCGACGAGAAGCUGGUUCGGAAGCGGAUUUGGAGGGCAGACGACGGGUCUGCGAUUCUAGAAUUUGAGCUGAAGAAGUAG